GACCGGAAGUUGUGUAAAUCUGGGUCGCAUUUGAUAAAUGACAGUCGUGCGAAGAGUUAACAAGAUAUAAUAGGAACAGCCAUCAUGAGUGUACUUGCAGCAGUAAUGUACACAUAGGCUUGUGACUCGCAUAGAUAGGAUUACAAGAAGAUAGGAUUACAAGAAGAUAGGAUUACAAGAAGAUACAUGUAGGAUUACAAGUACUAUAUGGUAGCACUUUCUAGAUGAAUAAGAAAUGUACACCAAGAUCUAUUUCAAGAUGUGUUCUGUUCAACUGGCCGAUGAUUUCCACCCACACCUCAAGUAAUCUGCCUGUGUAAGACUGCGAAGAAAACACGAGGGGAGGGUAAAAACAAUGUAAUUAUUUACCCGUCUGAAUCACCUUGUUGACUUGUCUCCCAGUUUCGCUCUUUGUCUUAGCCGAGCCACUUCCUGGGCCUCUCGUCACGUCUGACAACCAAUGAUGCAUGGUGUCACGCUGGGUGAGCACGCGUCACAUGACUCGGAGAACGGCGUCGCGAGUCACUCAUUUGACGCGGCGCUCGCACAGGAGACGGAGCUAGCUGUCGAAGAGGAGAAACCAGAGGAGGACGAACACUGCACCAAGACUAAGAUCUGCGUAGAGAACGUUUCGCCGUUCACGGAAUAUGUGAAUAUGGACGACUACCGGAGGGAGAGUCAGUCAUCGGUGGAGUCAGACGAGAGUUACGAGGGCUCAGAGGAUCAGCUGAUGAUGCUCUUCAAGAUGGGACAUGUCAAGCAGCUGAAGAAGUUCCUGCGCAUGACGACGUGGCCCGACGACCACCUGAUCCGACACUCGCUGUGGCUGUCACUGUGCAAACACCUCCACAAGGCAGAUGGGAACCUGUACGAUGAGAUGGAGAAGGAACUGUUCAGUCAGUGUGAUAUGAGUGAGAAUAUUCCACUGCCAGGCUUCCUCGAUCAGACUCACCUGACGCCGUACUACCUGUCUGACCGCGGCGUGCACCUCAUCGGCCGAAUCAUCGCAGUCAUCAACCACACCAACCCCGACAUCACCUACAGCCCGGCCACGUUCGCUAUCUCCAGUCUCUUCCUGCACUACAUGGGGCCGUCGGAAACCUUCAACUGUCUGUACGCGCUGCUGCACAGCAAGGAACUCAUGUACAUUUCUCAGACGAAGGUCUCACUCGAGGCAUCCAAGUAUGUCCUUCGAGAUCUCACCAAGAAAUUUGCAAAAUCUGCAUACGUUCAUCUGGUGAGGCACAGCAAGAAUGUGGAAAAUAUCUUUGACAACUGGAUCUGGUGGAUUUACAGAGAUCUGCCAUUCUCUUUUCUAGUAAAACUCACUGACUGUUUUCUCGUGGAGGGAGUCAAGGUGUUGUACAGAGCGGUUCUUGCAAUUCUAAUCUUAUACACCAAGAUGUCAGGUAAACUGAAGACGUCUUCUCAGGAGCCUGUCAGUGUGAACAUAUCCAACAACAUCAGCCGAUUCUGUGAAAGAAUGCCUGUGGACAUCACUAAAUUCCUUAAGAUAGCCUUUGGUAUCCGAGGGUUGUCACGCAAGGAAAUCCACAAGCUGCAAGUGAAGCAUGAAAUGUACAUCAACAGUCGUCAGAUACUUACCUCGAAGGAAAUCCCCCGCGUGGCAUCCUCCAUCUCUCUGUGUGGCGUGCCAGUGUCCAGGACGUUUACCGGACCAGUCAUGCUGCAGCAGAGUGCUGGCUCACAUAUCUUAAGCAAUGAAAUGCUGCAGACGAUAUGGAGCUGGUUGCCGGCGCGUCUCGCAGUCUGUCAGCCAGAACUGCUGUACACAUCCGAGGAACACGGCACCAGUCUGAGAACACUGUAUGCCAAGAUAGAGUAUCGCUCACAGUCCAUCAUCAUCAUCAAGACCACUAACAAUGAGAUUUUUGGUGCCUUCUGUUCGGCCGCGUGGCAGCAGAGAAAGUCGAAGGAUAAGAACCUGAGUUACUUCGGUACGGGCGAGACGUUUCUGUUCUCGCUGGCGCCGACCAUGAUGAAGUACGAGUGGGUGGGGCUGUGGAAGGAGGACGUGCCCAACACCGGAAACAUGUUCCUGGCUGGGGAUACGAGCGAACUCACCAUCGGCGGAGGAAACGGUGAAGCGAUCAAACUUGAUGAGGACCUAAUGCACUGCAGAACUGAAAGCUGUGACACAUUCGACAACGAGCCAUUUUGUGAGGGCAAAGACUUCACAUGUAAAGUCGUUGAAGCGUAUGGAUUUCGAUGAUUUGAGGCAAAGACUUGACGUGUCAAGUGAUAACGGCAUCUGCUGAGUCAUCGUCUGACAUGGUUGAUCGACUCACGGUCGAGUAACCACACGCCUUCUGUGAGGACUGAGAUGUCUGGUGAUCUGAGGACGAGGACCGCGUCCCAUCCUAAUGUGUACGUGCACUGCAUGCCUAGGUGCGUUUUAUUGACAUCAUACGCAUUGGUUCAAGACAUAUUACAAGACUGGGCACAUAUCAAAAGCUUGUAUGUGUAGUAAUGUGUUGGUGUAUACACAUCAAAAGCUUGUAUGUGUAGUAAAUAUGUUAAUGUAUACACAUCAAAAGCUAUAUGUGUAGUAAAUGUGUAGUACAGACUAUGUAGGUGUGAGGUACAGACUAAAUGUGUAGUACAGACUGUAGGUGUGUAGUACAGACUAAGUGUGUAGGACAUAAUGUGUGUAGUACACACUGUAUGUGUUAGUGUUCUACAAGGAUAAGAACACAUCAAACCUGAAGACAUGUACAUGUUGCUGUGUGUAUAACAUAUGUAAGUAUCUGUGACAAGUGCUUGAAGCAGUGUAGAAUAUUUCAUACGAUGUUCAUAAGAAUAAUUUGUUUAACAAAUGUUAAUGGACGUAACAUUCGGACUACAUGUUUGUAUAGUAUCUUGAAGUAAUACAUAUCAGACGUAACAUACAGACUACAUCUUUGUCUAGUAUCUUGAAGUAAACUUAAUAGAUUUUGGAAGUAACAUUUGGACUACGUCUUUGUCUAAUAUCUUGAAGUAAUAGAUUUCGGACAUAACAUUCAGACUACGUGUGUCUAGUAUCUUGAAGUAAUAGAUUUCAGACGUAACAUUCGGACUAUGUGUUUGUCUUAUAUCUUGAAGUAAUAUAUUACUGACAUAACAUUCAGACUACAUGUUUGUCUAGUAUCUUAAAGUAAUAGAUAUCAAACGUAACAUUUGGACUACGUGUUUGUCUAGUAUCUUGAAGUAAUAGAUUUGGGACGUAACAUUUGGACUACGUGUUUGUCUAGUAUCUUGAAGUAAUAGAUUUCUGAUGUAACAUUUGGACUACAUGUUUGUCUAGUAUCUUGAAGUAAUUUAGAUUUCAGACGUAACAUUCGGACUACGUUUUUGUCUAGUAUCUUGAAGUAAUAGAUUUCUGACGUAACAUUCAGACUGUUUGACUGGUAUCUUGAAGUAAUAGAUUUCGGACGUAACAUUUGGACUAUGUGUUUGUCUAGUAUCUUGAAGUAAUAGAUUUUGGACAUAACAUUCAGACUGUUUGUCUAGUAUCUUGAAGUAAUUUAGAUUUCAGACAUAACAUUCGGACUAUGUGUUUGUCUAGUAUCUUGAAGUAAUUUAGAUUUCAGAUUUAACAUUCGGACUAUGUGUUUGUCUAGUAUCUUAAAUUAACAGAUUUCAGAGGUAACAUUUGGACUGUGUUUGUCUUAUAUCUUGAAGUAAUAGAUUUCAGAUGUAACAUUCGGACUAUGUGUUUGUUUAGUAUCUUAAAGUAACAGAUUUCAGAUGUAACAUUCGGACUAUGUGUUUGUCUAAUAUCUUGAAGUAACAGAUUUCGCAUUGAAAUAGGAUGUGUUGGCAAUAUUAAACUGACCAAUAUGUUUUUGCAUAGCAGUGAUAUCAAAAUUGUGUGGUUUAUACCUUGCUCCCAGUGAGUAAAAGUGCAAUAAGAAAGUGAACGGUGUGUUUGAAAGUAAGGACGAGAGGACAGAGCUCCAGUUUUAUCUGAUUAUAUUAGAUCAGGCUUUCCUCUCCUCCAUGUCUCGUGUUACAGUACGUGACCCAACCAUAAAGACAACUAACCACCCAUGGUUGGUUUCUCUACAUGCCGGUGUAGUGGUGUAAUAGUUGUUUAUCAAAGUAGGUCAUUGCCACAUCAGAACAGUUUGUGUUUUCAGCAGCAGGCUUCUGAAAAUUAUGAGAACGAUCAUUUUCUUCGCGUUUUGCUCCAGUAAAUCUAAUUUGGAGUAAAGCAUUUUUCAUUUGCGCAUUAAAUUAAGCACAUCCUUUACGUGGACAUAACGGGUCACGCAAAAAGGACAUGGGCUACUAGAAUUUGUUUUAUGCCAAACGAUAAAUGGGUGAUGCAAAAUUUCAAUUCUCAGAGGCUGGAACAGUUACUCUAUUAAUUGUGUACAUGUAUACAGACUUGUUGAAUAAUUGUGGACGUUCUCUUUUGGGCUAUAAACCAACAUGUACACUUCAACAGUCUGGAACAUAACAAAUAGACUAUUAGCAACCUAUGGUUAUUUUUUGAUUACCCAAACGGAAUACACCAGACUUCCAGUUUUAUUGCCCCAGAAAAAUAAAAAUCCUAAUUUUACACUGAGAAAUUGUUGUAAUUUACAAUAUCAUUAGAUGAUUUUGCACUUGUAUGUAUGUAAAGAUUGUGACAAGUGAAAAACAAAAAAUUCACUUUGAAGAUAAAUUUAAUACAAACUAUUUAAAAAGUAGUUUGUUAGAUCUCUAUAUAAUUAUUAAGACAUUCCUAGCACCUACAAUUGUUGGUAUUCAGAGUAAAGUUAUUUUUGUUUAACGACACGUCCAGAGCACAUUGAUUAAUUAAUCAUCGGCUAUUGAAUAUCAAACAUUUAGUCAUUCUGACACGUAGACAUCAGAGGAAAUCCGCUACAUUUUUCCCAAUGCAACGAGGGAUCUUUUAUAUGCACAGGUAAGCACAUACCACGGCCUUUGACAAGUUGUGGUGCAUGUACAUCCCAACUUUGAGUGUCUUUGUUGUCUUUUGUUUGUUUUUAAAAUAUGUUUGACUGGUUAAACUAUGUACACCUGUAGGUAAUGGGUGAAAUGGUCUGGAAACCACCCAACUGACUGGAAACCACCCAACUGGCUGGAAACCACCCAACUGACUGGAAACCACCCAACUGGCUGUCUGGACCUAGACGACUUUAUUGUUGGUUUUACCGGCCUCGGUGGCGUCGUGGCAGGCCAUCGGUCUACAGGCUGGUAGGUACUGGGUUCGGAUCCCAGUCGAGGCAUGGAAUUUUUAAUCCAGAUACCGACUCCAAACCCUGAGUGAG
Gigantopelta aegis is the source of this 5279-nucleotide messenger RNA. Its product is annotated as GTPase-activating protein skywalker-like. The transcript is spliced from 11 exons. NCBI's taxonomy places the organism in Eukaryota, Metazoa, Mollusca, Gastropoda, Neomphalida, Peltospiridae. The record is from RefSeq and is a predicted model, not a curated record. Bases 461 to 2233 code for a protein of 590 amino acids.